Vigna radiata var. radiata (mung bean) is the source of this 675-nucleotide messenger RNA. Its product is annotated as T-complex protein 1 subunit beta-like. The coding region runs from base 139 to 495 and encodes 118 amino acids. The record is from RefSeq and is a predicted model, not a curated record. Gene Ontology annotation, cellular component: chaperonin-containing T-complex. Lineage: Eukaryota; Viridiplantae; Streptophyta; Magnoliopsida; Fabales; Fabaceae. Gene Ontology annotation, biological process: protein folding. The transcript has 2 exons. Gene Ontology annotation, molecular function: ATP binding; ATP-dependent protein folding chaperone.
CUUUAAGUUUGAUGCAUUUGCUUUUUUGGCAGCCACCAUGUUCUUGAUGAGGCUGAGAGGUCAUUGCAUGAUGCCCUGUGUGUUCUAUCACAGACUGUAAAUGACAGCAGAGUGUUGCUUGGAGGUGGGUGGCCCGAGAUGGUGAUGGCAAAGGAAGUGGAUGCAUUGGCUAAGAAAACUCCUGGGAAGAGGUCUCUUGCUAUUGAGGCAUUCUCCCGUGCACUCUUGGCUAUCCCAACAAUCAUAGCUGAUAAUGCUGGUUUGGACAGUGCUGAGUUGAUUUCUCAGCUCCGUGCAGAGCAUCAGAAGGAGGGCUGUACUGCUGGAAUUGAUGUUAUUUCUGGUUCUGUUGGAGACAUGGNUGAACGGGGUAUAUGCGAAGCAUUNAAAGUCAAACAAGCNGUNUUGCUAUCUUCAACAGAGGCAGCUGAGAUGAUCCUCAGAGUUGACGAGAUCAUCACGUGUGCUCCAAGGAGAAGAGAAGAUAGAAUGUAAAAUAUGAAGGUACCUUGGCAUUCUGGUUUACCAUUAGUGAGUGCUGUGAUUUUGAUAUGGUUGGGAUUUGGAUGUGUUUGUUUUUCAAGACAGUGCAUGGCAUUACAACUUCUAAAAUUACAUUAAAGAAAGGAUUUUAUUGCGUUCAAAGAUAAAUUUGAUAUUUCCAACCUCUUUAAA